This is a messenger RNA of Papaver somniferum (opium poppy), 1711 nucleotides long. Its product is annotated as F-box protein At3g07870-like. Bases 87 to 962 code for a protein of 291 amino acids. NCBI's taxonomy places the organism in Eukaryota, Viridiplantae, Streptophyta, Magnoliopsida, Ranunculales, Papaveraceae. Gene Ontology annotation, molecular function: protein binding. The transcript is spliced from 2 exons. The record is from RefSeq and is a predicted model, not a curated record.
CUCUCUCCACAAUCAAAAUUCUCAGUUCUUCUUCAAAACCCUAACAUUUCAUCAACUGUAAAUCAAUCCCUCUUCUUCGUCAGUUAAUGGGGAAAUUUAAUCAUCUCCCAACAGAAGUCGUACUAGAUAUUUUAACUAGGUUACCAACAGAAUCGGUGUUGGAGUGUAAAUUGGUGUGCAAACCAUGGCGGAAUCUUGUAUCUCAUCAUCCGUCAUUCUCUCAAAUUCAUUUAUCUCAUCUUAAUCAAUCCGCUGAUUCUGAUGGUAAGUUGGGUUUUCUUGUCUUGAAUGAGAACAAGGGCUUUUACUACUUUGAGUAUGAUGCUGAUGAAACACCUACUGGUCGUAUUAGAAGGAUCAAUUUAACCCCUCCAAUUGCAUAUGUUGGUGGUUAUAAGGUUUUUGGUUCAUUUAACGGUUUUGUCUGUCUGUGUGAAUAUCGAUAUGGAACUGUUUGUAUUUGUAACCCCUUGACCAAAGAAUAUGUUGAGCUACCAGAAAUUAUCAGAGAUUGGGGCUCAGAUCGGUAUGUUCCUCCUUGGACCAGAGGGUUUGGUUACCUUCCUUCAACUAAUGAGUAUAAAGUUGUUGAAAUUUAUAGGUUAAGAACAGACCUCAAUAUCGUUGAGGUUUUGAUGUUUACUGUUGGCAGUGGGAAUGGGUGGAGAAAUGUUGGGAGGUUUGAAAUUCAGUCUGGUGAAGCAUAUGUGGAAGAUGGUGUCUUUCUGAAUGGAGCGCUGCAUUUUGUGGAAAUAGAUGAAGGAAGGGUUUUUGUUUUUGAUUUGAUUGAGGAAAAGUUUUGUGAACAUGUUUCACCACCUCCUAGGCCACCAGGUUCCACAUCCUAUGAAUAUUUCUCUAUAGGGGUUUUCGGUGGGGUUUUAUAUUAUGCUAUCAGAUAUUACUGUCGUAACAUCCUGCACACAUGUUACGACAUAUGGCCACUGAAAGGGUUGGCCUAAAGAGUUUGCUUUUACCGGAAGACAACCAUUUGCCGUUACCAAGAGUGGUGGUGCUUUAUAUUGCAGUUAUAGGUCUCUUGGCAUUUACGAUGCAACAGCUUCAACCGCGAAAGAGCUUGUGCAUUUUAGUGCAGCUAGCCAAAUAUAUCCUCACAUGAACACCUUUGUUUCGUUGAAAGAAUUAGGAGAAGAUGAUCUAAAAAUAAUGGAUUCAGCCAAAUCAAGUGAAGACAGAAAGUCAUGUUUUUCAGCGAAGGACCUAGCAAGAUAAGAUCCCUGGAUGCACUUGUUAACAGGCAUGGAUCUUUUUCUGCAAAAUUGUGCAGAAAAAUGCUUUGCAAAAUCUGGAAAUCUCAAAAAGGACCUAGAGUAGGCAGAAGCUCUAAUUCUGCUUAAAUUGGAUCCUCCUUCACAUACAGUUAUAUCAUUCUAUCAUAGAAGGGGACAACAGGGGACCUAUAGAAGCUAUGGCUUCUAAUUUUGGCUCUGCCAAAGUAAAUGAAUUUGAACUUUAUUAGGAAUGUAAAACUUUAUCUAAUUUUAUUUCUGGUCUUCAAUGGCUGAUGUAAAACUGGUGAUAAUUAGGUCUAGUCUAUGGAUUCCUGCCACAUCUAUUUUUGAUGUGUUUUGUACCACAUGUCCCUUAGGGUAACUGGAAGCAUAAACAGUAGUAGGCUUAGGGUUCAUCACCCAUGGGAAUAUCUACCUGGUUGCUUGGUUUUCAAUAAUGUUCAAAUGUCUGUACAUUU